This is a messenger RNA of Prosopis cineraria, 2602 nucleotides long. Its product is annotated as peptidyl-prolyl cis-trans isomerase CYP59. Gene Ontology annotation, cellular component: nucleus. The coding region runs from base 571 to 2388 and encodes 605 amino acids. Gene Ontology annotation, molecular function: RNA binding; zinc ion binding; peptidyl-prolyl cis-trans isomerase activity. The record is from RefSeq and is a predicted model, not a curated record. Gene Ontology annotation, biological process: protein peptidyl-prolyl isomerization. NCBI's taxonomy places the organism in Eukaryota, Viridiplantae, Streptophyta, Magnoliopsida, Fabales, Fabaceae. The transcript is spliced from 15 exons.
UCUCGGUGCUCUGCCUCUCGUCCCUUCCCUUUCCUGUCAUACAGAUCCAUUCAUUCCUCUGUGUCACGUUCUCCUCACAACGUGCCUUCGUCGUUCUUCUUUCAGUCUCUCCCUUGACCGAACGAUUUCUACUCCUCCGUGGUCUGUGGCUUGUCGCUGGGAGCAUGGGUUCUAGGGGUAGAGACAUAUUCAUACAGUAAUGAAUAAGGCUUGGUGGUGAUUUUGAAACUCGAAAGCAGGGAUAGAGCUGCUUCGCUUCUAACGUGGUUUUUAGGGCAAACGGAGUUUAGCUGAACUCAAGUUUGUUUCGUUGCUCCAUUUUUUUUCUGACGUGAGUUGAGAUUGAAACUUGGUUUUGGGAAAAAUUGAAAGUUGAAACCAAAAAACUAGGUUGGAUUGAAUGAACGAGGGCUUGGUGGGGGCGGUGGUUUUGGGUGCUGCCGGUGUGGCCAGACACUGAGUGUUGACGUGGAAGAAUUUCCUAGUCGCUGCACUGUUCUCUCCCUUUGUGCAACCAGACUUCCGAGCUGAACUCGGGACGGUUCUCCAUUUUCGUAGCAGUACAGGAAGAUGUCGGUUCUAAUCGUCACGAGCUUAGGAGACAUAGUGGUAGAUUUGUACACCGAUAAAUGCCCGUUGACGAGUAAAAAUUUCUUGAAGCUUUGCAAGAUUAAGUACUAUAAUGGGUGUCUAUUUCACACUGUUCAGAAAGAUUUCACUGCUCAGACUGGUGAUCCAACUGGAAUUGGGAGCGGUGGUGAUUCUGUUUACAAAUUUCUCUAUGGUGAUCAAGCUCGCUUUUUUAGUGAUGAGAUUCAUAUUGAUUUAAAACAUUCUAAGACUGGUACAGUUGCCAUGGCUAGUGCUGGAGAGAACCUGAAUGCUUCCCAGUUCUACAUCACUCUGCGUGAUAAUCUUGAUUACCUUGAUGGAAAGCACACUGUUUUUGGUGAGGUAGCUGAAGGACUUGACACUUUGACUAGAAUAAAUGAAGCUUAUGCAGAUGAGAAUGGGAGACCUUAUAAAAAUAUCCGAAUCAAGCACACUUACAUCUUAGAUGAUCCUUUUGACGAUCCUUCUCAGCUAGCUGAGUUAAUUCCUGACGCUUCCCCAGAAGGAAAGCCAAAAUAUGAGAUUGUUGAUGAAGUGCGGCUUGAAGAUGAUUGGGUGCCCAUGGAUGAACAAUUAGAUCCAACAGAGCUUGAGGAGGUUAUUAGGGCAAAGGAAGCUCAUUCUAGGGCUGUUGUACUGGAGAGUAUUGGAGAUAUUCCUGAUGCUGAGAUCAAGCCUCCUGAUCACGUGUUAUUUGUUUGUAAAUUGAACCCAGUUACUGAGGAUGAGGACUUGCAUACUAUAUUUUCACGCUUUGGGACUGUUGUGUCGGCUGAAAUCAUCCGUGAUCAAAAGACUGGUGACAGCUUAUGCUAUGCUUUCAUAGAGUUUGAGGACAAGCAGGCGUGUGAACAAGCAUAUUUUAAGAUGGAUAAUGCCCUGAUUGAUGAUCGAAGGAUACACGUAGAUUUUAGUCAGAGUGUGGCAAAACUAUGGUCACAGUAUAGGCGCAAAGAUCAAACUGGUAAAGGUAAGGGCUGCUUCAAAUGUGGUUAUUCAGAUCACAUUGCCAAGGAUUGCACUGAGGAUGCCAAAAAUAACCAAACGACGAAGUACAUCUUGAAGGAUGACAAUGCCCAACGUGGUGGGGAUAAUGCCAGUUAUGAAAUGGUGUUCGAUCGAGAUGACACGGAGAGUCCAAGGCAAGGAAAGGGACACAGAAGGCAUGAUAAGGAUGACCCAAUUGAGAGGAAAAGUAUGCAUAGGGGUCGCAGGGAUCAAGAGAAGAUAGGCUCAGACAACGGAGAUAGGAAUGGUGAUAGAAGCAAAGGAAGAUAUGAAAGAGAUGGAAGAGAUGUGGAUUCCCGUGCAGAGAGGAAAGACAGAGAUAAGCAUGUGGAAAGACGUAGAGACGAUGAUGGUUAUGGUCGGAAAGAUGAUCGAGAUUCUAGGAAGAGAUACGAGGAUGAUAGCCGUACGGAGAGACGGCUGGAUGCAGAUUAUAGGAGAAGAGCGGAUUCUAGCCAUGUGGAGAGAAGGGAUGAGAAGGAGUACGGCAGAGAUAGGGAGAAGAGGAAGAAGGAUGCUUCAGGUUCAGCUGAAUAUGGCCAUGAAGGCCAUGAAGACAGGAGGAGAAUGGAUGACAGGGAUCAUAGGACCAAAAAGGAAGACCAAAUCAGGCAAGACUCGAAGAAUGAGUCCAGAGAAAGAAAAAGAAGUAUAGAUGAUGAUGAUGAUGAAGAUUACAGACGUCGAAGGGAAGAACGUGGGCAUAGAAGAAGAGACAUUGAGUUCAAUGAUGAUCGACAUAGGAGACAUCAUAGUGACAGGAGAUGACUUUAGAUGUCACUAAAAUUUCUGGAUUAGUUGGUUUCUAGCCUCCUUUUACAUGACAAUUAAUGUUUCUUUUCUUUUCUGUGGGUGCUCCAUGUGGCUGUGCCAAUGUUCAUUUUGUUUGAACAGCUAGUGAUACUAAAGAAGUUGACUGUACUGGGUUUUUGGGGACGAAACAUACAUGAUACUUUAAAAUUGACUGUCAAAUCUAACGCAA